Paramecium pentaurelia is the source of this 654-nucleotide messenger RNA. The record is from the annotation of a GenBank genome assembly. NCBI's taxonomy places the organism in Eukaryota, Ciliophora, Oligohymenophorea, Peniculida, Parameciidae.
AUGAAGUAGAAAAAAUAUAAAAAUAUUGAAUUUCAUUCUAUUGAUUAAUAUGAGGAUUCUAAUAUUUAGCUAAUUGUUUUAAAUUGAUUAGAGUAAAAUAAAUAAGUCUUUUUAUAUCAUAAUUAAAAUUAUGAAGCAUUUUUAUAGGAUACUUUUGGAGAUAUUCUAAAUUUAAAACUUUAAAGUUAAAAUGAAUUAAAUCUUGAUAAAUUAUGGAAUGAUGAAUUUAUUGAUUUUAAUGCAGAAGAGGAGAAAGUAAAAUAGAUAUAAUUUAUUGAAAAUCUAAAAAUUACUACUGGCUAAUCAGCAAUGCAAUUGAACUAGUUUUUGAAAAAUAUUUAAAUAUACAUUUCUCCAGAAUUUUAAGCCUUGAUCUAAAUUCACUAAAGAGGAUCAACUGUUAAUAGAGGUAUUAGUAAUUGGUCUAUCAAUUAAUCAUAGAUAAUUGAUUAUAAUUUAUAAGGUACAUCCUAAGAAAUUAUUGAUGAAACAAAAACUCAAGUUGCUCAAAUAACUUAAAGAGAUCUAUUUCAAGAAUCAUUUGGAAAUAUUUAAUUAGUGAUGAAUUUGUACGAUUAUUAUGAAUACUGGAACAAAUUGAAUUCAUUUUAAGCAACUAUUCAAACAAUUUGGUCAUUUUUUAAUGGAUCCUGA